Messenger RNA from Merops nubicus (carmine bee-eater), 1324 nucleotides. RefSeq names its product cell division cycle associated 7 (gene CDCA7). Bases 28 to 1191 code for a protein of 387 amino acids. The record is from RefSeq and is a predicted model, not a curated record. The transcript is spliced from 9 exons. NCBI's taxonomy places the organism in Eukaryota, Metazoa, Chordata, Aves, Coraciiformes, Meropidae. Gene Ontology annotation, cellular component: nucleus. Gene Ontology annotation, biological process: regulation of DNA-templated transcription.
AACUUAACAGCAUUCCGAAAUACGAAAAUGAUUCCCAUGGAAACAUCCUCAUCCUCCGAUAACAGUUGUGACAGUUUUGGUUCUGAUAAUUUUGCAAACACAAAGUGCAAGUUUAGGUCGGAUACUAGAGGAGAGCUGGCAAAAAUUUUUCACGAAGCCUCUGAUGAUGAAUACUUCUGUGGCUUUUCAGAAAAUGAGAUUCAAGAUGCAUUGAAACUGGAAUCGGAUUUAGAGGAGAAUGAUACAAGUCCUGCAAGUGAGGUAGCUCAGAGGAGGCAGAAAUGCCCUGUUACUCUAAAAGUAGCCAUGAAGUUUCCACCUCGAAGAUCGGAGAGGAGAAGGAGUGAGUUGGAACCUCUUCCAGAAAAGUUGAUGCCUGCUCCAGAUUCAGACUCUGACUCUGAAGAAAAGGGUGCCAUGUUUUUAGAAAAAAGAGCUUUAAACAUAAAAGAAAACAAAGCAAUGCUUGCAAAACUAAUGGCUGAGUUGAAGAAUGUUUCUGAUAUCUUUGGUGGGAGAAAAUCAUUGCCAGCUGUCAGACAUGGACCAAAGCAGCUUCCAAGGCGUUCAUUGUCCAGAACUGCUUUGAGGAGGAACCCAGACCGAAGUUCUCGGCCUCACACAAGAUCCAGGUCCCUGAUUGAAGGUCCUCCUACUCCUUUACCAGAAGAGGAAGAUGAUGACCGGUACAUCUUGGUGAGAAGAAGAAAGAUGUCUGAUGAAUACCUGGAGCAUGAAGUCCGAACUCCCAGGAGGGGUCACCGUGGUGCUAUGGCUUUUCCACACAUCGUGCGCCCAGUUGAGGAGAUAACAGCAGAAGAGCUGAAUAAUAUUUGUGGAUCUGCAAGAGAGAAAGUAUAUAACAGGGCCAUGGGAUCCACCUGUCAUCAAUGUCGCCAGAAAACCAUAGACACCAAGACAAACUGCCGUAACCCCGCCUGCGUGGGCGUGCGGGGCCAGUUCUGCGGGCCGUGCCUCCGCAAUAGGUACGGGGAGGACGUCAGGGCGGCGCUGCUGGACCCGACCUGGAGGUGCCCACCAUGUCGUGGAAUCUGUAACUGUAGCUUCUGUAGACAGCGAGAUGGCCGAUGUGCUACAGGUGUCCUGGUUUAUCUGGCCAAGUACCAUGGCUACGACAAUGUCCAUGCCUACCUGAAAAGUCUGAAACAAGAACUUGGAAUGGAAGACUGAAGCUGUGACUGCCUUUAGAUUCUGUACUCUUUUUAACCAGUAUCAUAUUAUUGCCUACAAUGAAUUGUUUCAUCAAAUGAAAUUACAGAGCCACUGGCUGUCUUCCCCCCUGCUUUUGGGAAAAAAAAGGAUA